Molecule: messenger RNA, 693 nt
Organism: Trichoderma harzianum CBS 226.95
Lineage: Eukaryota; Fungi; Ascomycota; Sordariomycetes; Hypocreales; Hypocreaceae
Exons: 4
Coding region: 1-693 (230 amino acids)
Source: RefSeq, a predicted model, not a curated record
AUGGCACCAGAUCCAACAAAUUCUAAACAUUUAAUCAAGGAACUGGAAAAAUACACGUCGUGUGAUGUUGCCGAUGCUCUCUCGAAACUUGGUUAUGCCCAUGGUGGCUUCCUUAGUGAUUUAACAAUGUAUUCUCCAACUAUGCAAAGUGGCAAAACAAAGAUAAUUGGCGAGGCCUACACUGUACGAUUUGCAGCUGUUAAUCAUAGAAACGACCCUCGUCCGCCAAACCAUUUUAUAGAUACUGUUCCAAAGGAUGCUAUUCUGUUCAUAUCAGUACCCGCGCAUUUAAUCAACAGUGUCUAUGGCGGAUUAAUGUCAAUGCGGGCGCAACUUUUGGGAGCAAAGGGUACAAUUGUCGACGGUCGCGUCCGCGACUUACAAGAGCAUCGUGAUCUUGACUACCCUGUCUUUGCACGAGGGAUCGGUACAAAUGCAGCGGCAGAAGUCUGCUUUCCAUCUCAGAUCAAUGUCCCCGUGCGCCUCAACAGCGCUGGACAAGAAGCGUGGAUUAGACCCGGGGACAUUCUCAUCGGAGAUCUCAAUGGUGUGGUCUGCAUACCAAAGGAAGCUGUGAAGAGCUGCCUCGAGAUUUUACCAGAUAUUGUCAAUGCUGAUACCAAAUGUGCUGAAGAUAUUCUCAAAGGCCAGUCAUUUGCUGAGGUUCUUCGAAAGCACAAAGGAAAGCUGUGA